GGGCGUCCCGGCUCCGGAGCAUAAACAAGAGCGGGCACGGGAUGAGGCGGCGGUUGAUCCCCCGGCAGCCAGCUGCGGCCAGCGAGGCGGCGAGCGGGGCCAGGCGCCGACCCUGAGCGCACCCGACUCGCCCUCCCGCGCACGAGCCCUCAGUCGGGCCCGCCCGCCGCGCGCCCACCAUGAACCUGGCGAGUCAGAGCGGCGAGGCCGGCGCCGGCCAGCUGCUCUUCGCCAACUUCAACCAGGACAACACGUCCCUAGCUGUUGGUAGUAAGUCCGGUUAUAGAUUUUUCUCCCUUUCUUCUGUGGAUAAGCUGGAACAGAUCUAUGAAUGCACUGAUACCGAAGACGUGUGCAUUGUAGAGAGAUUGUUCUCAAGCAGCUUGGUGGCCAUCGUUAGCCUCAAAGCGCCGAGGAAGCUGAAAGUUUGCCACUUUAAGAAAGGCACCGAGAUCUGCAACUACAGCUACUCUAACACCAUACUGGCUGUGAAGCUCAACAGGCAGAGGCUGAUCGUGUGUCUGGAGGAGUCUCUCUAUAUCCACAAUAUCCGGGACAUGAAGGUGCUGCACACGAUCAGGGAGACGCCUCCCAACCCUGCAGGCUUGUGUGCGCUGUCAAUAAACAACGACAAUUGUUACUUGGCGUACCCAGGCAGUGCGACCAUCGGAGAGGUGCAGGUCUUCGACACCAUCAACUUGAGAGCUGCCAACAUGAUCCCGGCUCAUGACAGUCCUUUGGCAGCGCUGGCAUUUGACGCCAGUGGAACCAAGCUGGCCACCGCCUCGGAGAAGGGGACCGUGAUUAGGGUUUUUUCCAUUCCAGAGGGACAAAAACUCUUUGAAUUCCGGAGAGGAGUUAAGAGGUGCGUGAGCAUCUGCUCCCUGGCCUUCAGCAUGGAUGGCAUGUUCCUGUCUGCAUCCAGCAACACCGAGACUGUGCACAUCUUCAAACUCGAAACUGUGAAGGAAAAACCUCAGGAGGAGCCCACCACCUGGACCGGGUACUUCGGGAAAGUGCUCAUGGCGUCCACCAGCUACUUGCCCUCCCAAGUAACAGAAAUGUUCAACCAGGGCAGAGCCUUUGCCACAGUCCGCCUGCCUUUCUGUGGCCACAAGAACAUCUGCUCACUGGCCACAAUUCAGAAGAUUCCCCGGCUACUGGUGGGAGCUUCCGACGGGUACUUGUACAUGUACAACCUGGACCCCCAGGAGGGAGGCGAGUGUACCCUGAUGAAACAGCACAAGUUGGACGGCAGCAUGGAGACAACCAAUGAAAUCUUAGACUCGGCCUCUCACGACUGCCCCCUAGUGACACAGACCUACGGCACAGCUGUUGCCACAGGUACUCACGUGCCUUCGUCUCCCACCAGACUUGCCUACGCAGACGAGCUGGGGGCCGCAGGUGGCGCGUGUCUGGAGGAGGAGGCCGGCGCGCUACGGCUGGAGGAGGACAGCGAGCACCCGCCUCUGAUUCUUCGGACUGACUGAACUUGACCCGUGAACUCUGACCCCUGAAGCAGAGAACACCGGCUGACGGAGGACUUUGUGUUAUGCUGCUAUGAACUGUGAACGGAGUUGGAGAGAGGACGGCAGAGACUUCAAAAGAAAAAAAAAAAAAAAGAUCGUAGCUGUAGCGUCAUUCCAUACUGUUGAGAAAUACAUCGUUUUCACUUUGGGGGCUUUUAAUCCUGCUUAGGAAUCUUAGCUUUUUGUUUGUUUUCUCUAUUUGCCAAAAUUAACUGUCUGGUGAGGCCCUUGAAACCUCCUUGCUUUGCAUGCAUUACUGUGCCAAGCCAGCAGAGGAGAGGAGAAUUAGGAGCCGCUUGGUCACAUCCGCGCGUGUCCGGGUUUUGUGUACAUAGUGAGGCGCGUCCUCAGAGACGGCAGCGGCGAGCAGAGCGGUCGCGGGGGUGCAGGUGGGGUCUGCUCGGGCAGGUCCAAGAGCCCUCCCUGGGCUUGCCAGGCUGGGGCGGCGGCCGCAGGGAGCAGUGCUCGCUCCCCAGAGCUCCUCAUGGGCCCUUUUCCCCGUUUUAUUUUGUUAAUUAAAUUCUUUCCAGAUUGGAUUGCUCUGGGA
Messenger RNA from Hyaena hyaena (striped hyena), 2076 nucleotides. It is a transcript of the gene WIPI2, whose product is annotated as WD repeat domain, phosphoinositide interacting 2. Gene Ontology annotation, molecular function: phosphatidylinositol-3,5-bisphosphate binding; protein binding; phosphatidylinositol-3-phosphate binding. Gene Ontology annotation, cellular component: cytosol; extrinsic component of membrane; phagophore assembly site membrane. The record is from RefSeq and is a predicted model, not a curated record. NCBI's taxonomy places the organism in Eukaryota, Metazoa, Chordata, Mammalia, Carnivora, Hyaenidae. Gene Ontology annotation, biological process: protein lipidation; protein localization to phagophore assembly site; autophagy of mitochondrion. The coding region runs from base 180 to 1490 and encodes 436 amino acids. The transcript is spliced from 12 exons.